Salvelinus sp. IW2-2015 is the source of this 1682-nucleotide messenger RNA. Its product is annotated as lysine (K)-specific demethylase 8. Gene Ontology annotation, molecular function: histone H3K36 demethylase activity. The record is from RefSeq and is a predicted model, not a curated record. Gene Ontology annotation, cellular component: nucleus. Lineage: Eukaryota; Metazoa; Chordata; Actinopteri; Salmoniformes; Salmonidae.
CUAUUUAUUUGUCCACAUUUUAUAAUCUCAUUCUCGGGGUAUUAAAGAGGACAUGUGCCCAGUGAUGAUACGUUUGCUUGGGGAAGACCCAAACAGUAUUUCAUUAGAUAUCUGAUCCAUUGUAACAAUAUGUGGGGAUAGUGGUCUUUUUUUCUUGCUCUUACCGGACUCGAGGUGCAGGGGUCUCGCUCCCUGAAAAUCUCUGUCUCUUCAAAUUUAAUUCAGUGACAUGUCACACUUGAGGAAGGAUAUGGAAAAUUGUGGUUUUAAUAGAAGUCUUGUGUAUUCAUUAUAGUUAACAGGUAGCAAAGGUUUUGCAGCACUAGUCUAUGGCAGAACUGUGGUCAUCUAUCUCUGCUGCUUUGCCUGUGACGGAGGCAGAAUUUCCACUUGACUUCAGUGAAAAAGUUGAGCCCAGUGUGGUGGAUGUGCUGAAACGUUGCAGGCAGCAGCUGUACACCAGGAGCGGUCGAUGGAGGCAAAACGCUCAGAUAAUCUUGGACUUUUCCUGGGAGAAGCUCAACACAGGAACGUGGCGUGAUGUGGACAAGGAGUGGAGGUGUUUGUAUUCAUAUGGCUGCCUGUUCAAAGUAGCUGCCCUAUGCCGUGAUGAUGCCUCACCAGCUACAGUGCAGGAGGCCAUACGGACAUGUGACUUGGGCCUGCUCAUGGGGGCAGCCAUCAUGGACAAUAUUUUACAAACCAUUGUAAGGAUCCUGCAAAAUGAAAUCGGGAAGAGGCACUCCAAUGAGGAGGAUCCUAGUGAAGGAGUUAGUGCCAAGAAAAUGAAGGUUGACUGUGUGUCAGUGCCUGUGGUCAAGCAGGCUCUGGCAGUACCAAGGAUACACUGUCCAUCAUUGRAGAGCUUCAAGAAAGAUUACUUGGACCCCCAAAAGCCAGUCAUAUUAGAGGGUAUCAUAGAUCACUGGCCAGCCUUCAAAAACCACCCUUGGAGCAUAGAAUACCUGCAAACUGUUGCUGGUUGUCGGACUGUACCUGUUGAAGUAGGCUCAAGAUAUACCGAUGAGGAAUGGUCACAGACACUCCUUACGGUCAAUGAAUUCAUUGAUCGCUAUAUUGUUGUGAAAGACGCAUCAAGUUUGGGAUAUCUUGCUCAGCACCAGCUAUUUGAUCAGGUCCCCGAGCUGAAAGACGACAUCCGUAUCCCCGACUACUGUUGUCUUGGUGAGGGAGAUGAAGAUGACAUCACAAUCAAUGCUUGGUUUGGGCCAGGAGGUACAGUGUCCCCCCUUCAUCAGGAUCCUCAACAGAACUUCCUGGCUCAGGUGGUUGGGAGAAAGUACAUUCGUCUGUAUUCCCCUGAGGACACUGAGAAACUCUACCCUCACCAAUUGCAGCUCCUACACAACACUAGUCAGGUGGAGGUGGAGAGCCCAGACGUGGUACGAUUCCCAGAGUUUGUGAAGGCUCCCUACCUAGAGUGUGUGUUGCAGCCUGGGGAGGUCUUGUUCAUCCCAGUCAAGCACUGGCAUUACGUGCGUUCUUUGGAGCUCAGCUUUUCUGUGAGCUUCUGGUGGUCAUGACCCAUGAUGAGGGAUCCAGAUUCAGGUUGUUUUUAGUCAGAAUUUUAGUUUUUGCAGUAGUCUUGUAAAAUGCAAGUCCUGUGCUCACAUAUGUUGUGACUUAAGUCUGAAUGUUAUUUUCUUAAACAAUCAUUAACA